AUGGCGGGCGAAGUGCGGCAACCUAUAGAUCUCCCUUCGUUGGAGCGGUACAUCGACCAGCAUGUUCCUGCUCUCAAGACUCCGCUGGGGCUGAAGCAGUUCGGCUUCGGGCAAUCCAACCCUACCUACCAGCUUACAAGUGCCGAUGGCAAGCAGUAUGUCCUGCGCAAGAAGCCUCCGGGCAAGCUGCUCUCAAAGACAGCGCACCGGGUGGAUCGAGAGUUUCAAAUCAUUCAGGCACUGGGGCAGACUGAUGUACCGGUGCCCGAGGCUUUAAGUCUGUGCGAGGACAACAGUGUGAUCGGCACGCCAUUUUACAUUAUGGAGUUCUUGGAUGGGCGACACUUCACUGACCCAGCGAUGCCUGGUGUCAGCGCAGACGAAAGGAAUGCACUAUGGAAAUCUGCUGUGGAAACACUAGCCAAAUUCCACCGGGUCAUUCCUAAGGACCUGGGCCUUGAGAAGUUCGGCAAGCCGACGGGGUUCUACGACCGCCAGAUUGCAACAUUCACGACCGUGUCCAAGGCCCAGGCCCAGGUGGUCGACGCCGAUACUAAGGAACCCGUAGGCGAGCUCCCCCACUUCGAGGACAUGGUAAAAUUCUUCGCGCAGAAGACGACGCAGCCGCGCGAUCGGGGCACGUUGGUGCACGGAGACUACAAGAUCGACAACUUGAUCUUCCACCGGACGGAGCCGCGAGUGAUUGGAAUUCUGGACUGGGAAAUGGCAACCGUGGGCCAUCCGCUCUCGGACUUUUGCAAUCUGACAAGCCCGUACAUCAUGGAGGGCGCGGACAGCAACACAGAGUCGUUCCAGCCCGGACGAGUGCCGGGGCUGCCGUCGCGCGAGGAGUGCAUGCGCUGGUACAGUGCGGUGGCAGGAUAUAAUCCGACGGAAGACAUCCUCUGGGGUGAUGCGUUCUUCGCAUUCCGAGGCUCCGUAAUUAUGCAGGGCAUUGCGGCCCGUUUUGCAGGCCGGCAGGCGAGCAGUGCACGGGCGGGCGACUACGCUAAGCGGGCCAAGCCAUUUGCACUGUAUGCGUGGGAACAGGUGAAGCAGGUACAACGGAAAUCGCAGCAGAAGGGCAAAUUGUAG
Messenger RNA from Penicillium atrosanguineum, 1095 nucleotides. Its product is annotated as phosphotransferase family protein. The record is from RefSeq and is a predicted model, not a curated record. Lineage: Eukaryota; Fungi; Ascomycota; Eurotiomycetes; Eurotiales; Aspergillaceae. The transcript has 3 exons. The coding region runs from base 1 to 1095 and encodes 364 amino acids.